AUGGCCUCAUUGGAUCCUUUUACCCAGAACGUCACCUUCCAUACUGGCGAUGGGACUGCGUUCGAGGUGAACGUGCAGGACAUUGACACCUUCUUGCAGUACUGCAUCCAGAUCUGCACCAACUAUGGCGCCCAGCUUGGAGCUUCCAUCGUGCUCUUCGUCAUCCUCCUGCUCCUGACUAGACCCGAGAAGCGCAGCUCCAGUGUCUUCAUCCUCAAUUGCGCCGCCCUUCUCUCCAACGUCGGCCGUCUCUUCUGUCAAAUCGUGUAUUUCACUACCGACUUCGUGCGAGUGUAUGCCUACUUCUCCGGAGACUUCUUCCAAGUGCCAACCUCCGCAUACGCCAACUCCGUCAUCGCAGUGAUAUUCUACACCAUCCUCGUGAUAUGCAUUGAGGCUUCGCUCGUCCUGCAGGUCCAGGUCAUCUGCGCGAACCUCGGUCGUGUAUACCGACAGGUCCUCCUCUCACUAUCCAUCGCGAUUGCACUGAUCCCAGUCGGAUUCCGUAUGGGCAUGAUGGUUGAGAACGCCAUAACAAUCAUGGCAGCCGAAAGUAGCAUCCAUCUCGUCUGGCUUCAAAGUGCAGAGAACAUCACCGCCACAAUCAGCAUCUGCUUUUUCUGCGCCAUCUUCGUUGGCAAGCUCGGAUUCGCUAUUCGUCAGCGACGCAGACUCGGUGUGCGGGACUUUGGCCCGAUGAAGGUCAUCUUCGUUAUGGGCUGCCAGACUCUGGUUAUUCCAGCCAUCUUCUCAAUCAUCCACUACGUCGCCGCCGUCCCAGCCCUAUCCUCCAACGUCGUCACUCUAGUGACCAUCUCCCUCCCUCUCUCCUCCAUCUGGGCCGGCGUCACCUUGACCAAAGCCUCUACUAGCGCUAGCUCUAGCCCUGCCACCGGCUCCGGAUCUGGUUCGUCGGGCCGCAAUCUCUGGAACGUGCUCUCCUUUCCGGUCUUGGACAGUAGAAACACUACCAGUACAACCACUUCCUCAAUGCCAACUAUGAAUCCAGUUUCAACCUGCUACGCCGAUAAUGGUUCCUCCAAGCAGCUCAAGCAGCAGACUAAUACCGAGGAAAUCGGCAUCACAGUUGAACAUGAGAUCUCGGUGCAGAGCUUCAAGAGGGAAAAGGAUAUGGUUUGAACUGAUUCAUGACUACCCCUGCUCCUUUGGUGUGAUUCGAAGGGAAUCGUUCGUAUUACUUUGGGGCUGUGAAAUCUGGACAUGGUGGUUAUGGUCAAGUUGUUAUCUCAGGACAGCUCAUUUCAAUUAUGAUUUUCUUUUGUGACUGACUUCUGGAUUGCUGCGAUGUACCGCGUAUCAGUGACUUUUAUUUCGUUUGUUUAAUGCUUAUUAUCGUGUUCACUGGCAUGAUAUUUAAUUUUCUUGCGGCGGCCGAUUGACUGGCAUUUAAUGGAAUUAAUAUUUGCUCGUUACAUGGAACAAGUUCACUUUCGAU
Molecule: messenger RNA, 1456 nt
Organism: Aspergillus piperis CBS 112811
Lineage: Eukaryota; Fungi; Ascomycota; Eurotiomycetes; Eurotiales; Aspergillaceae
Gene: preB
Product: alpha-factor pheromone receptor STE2
Exons: 2
Coding region: 1-1140 (379 amino acids)
Biological process (GO): G protein-coupled receptor signaling pathway
Cellular component (GO): membrane; G protein-coupled receptor homodimeric complex
Molecular function (GO): pheromone binding; mating-type factor pheromone receptor activity
Source: RefSeq, a predicted model, not a curated record